CUUCUCAUUGGAAAAUUUUCUUCUCAAAUCCCGAGUUAAACCAAAAAUUCAAAUCAUCCGAGUAACUGAAAUAGUUCACCCCAAUAAAGUCCCCAAAAUCCACUAAAAAUGCCAAUAACUCCGCGUAAUGGAAAGAAAACUCUUCGUUCAGCGAGAAAUGUCAAUCUCGUUGUGACAGCAAUGCGAAAUUUACGAGAUGAAAACGGCUGUACUGUUGGAAAUAUCGUCGGUUAUAUCUCUGAUUACUGUGACAGACCAGCGCCAAAGCGUGAGGUCAUAGCAGCGCUGAAACGUGGCCUAGAAUUUGGCAUAGUGGAUCGCAAACGAGGCCGAUAUUUCCUCCAAACUGAUGACAAAAAUAUUGAGGAUAAAAAACGAGGAAAUCGUCCAAAAUUACUGACUGAUGAUGAGGGCAGUGAGGUUGCUGUCGAGCAAAGGAGAACAAGCAAACCAGCUAAGCUGAAGAAAUCAACGCGUGUGGGUAAAGGAAAGGACGGCAGGAGGAAGAAGGGGAGAAAAGCUGCACUGAAGAAAUCCAAAAAGGCUAGGAUAUCUAGGGCAAUCAGGCCAUACAAAUUGGACGAUUUUUACAGAAAUCCCAAGUCCAGACCGUCAGUUGACUCCUCCCUGGAGUCUAUGGAUUAUUUCCAAGGAGGCGACACUUAUAAGUAUUGAA
Molecule: messenger RNA, 676 nt
Organism: Diachasma alloeum
Lineage: Eukaryota; Metazoa; Arthropoda; Insecta; Hymenoptera; Braconidae
Exons: 2
Coding region: 109-675 (188 amino acids)
Source: RefSeq, a predicted model, not a curated record